AUGGUAGAGGGACCUAUUCUUGCUGAAGGCAUUGGCUGGGGAGUCGUUGUUGGAUUUGGUGCCUUCUUUGCCGUUUUUAUGUCACUUUUGACGUUAGCACAAAAACGUUAUUUACAAGAACAUCAGACCUCUGAAAUGUUUAUGACGGCUCAUCGUUCAGUAAAAACUGGGUUGGUGGCUUCUGCUGUCGUAUCAUCUUGGACUUGGGCUGCCACUUUACUUCAAUCAUCUUCUGUUGCUUACAGAUAUGGUGUGUCCGGACCUUUCUGGUAUGCCUCUGGUGCAACAAUUCAGGUGCUUCUUUUCGCUAUUUUGGCCAUCGAAGUCAAAAGAAAAGCUCCAAAUGCCCACACUUUUCUUGAAAUCAUUAAUGUCCGUUAUGGCAAAUCUACUCAUAUUGUCUUUUUGUGCUUUGGUUUGAUCACUAACAUGAUUGUAACUGCUAUGUUGUUGCUUGGCGGUUCAGCUGUGGUAAAUGCACUUACUGGUGUAAAUGUUAUUGCUUCAUGUUUCUUACUUCCUCUCGGUGUCAUGUUUUAUACCUUCUUCGGUGGUAUCAAAGCCACAUUCUUGACUGACUACGUACACACCACUGUAAUCUUUAUCAUCAUUCUUACUUUCGUGUUCACCGUCUAUUCAACUUCUCCGGUCAUUGGUUCACCAAGCAAAAUGCACGAAUUGUUGUCCAUGGCUGCCCAAACAAAACCUGUGGUCGACAAUGAAGGUGGCGAAUACGUGACUAUGAGUUCCUUACAAGGUCUUAUUUUUGGUAUUAUUAAUAUUGUUGGUAAUUUCGGUACUGUAUUCGUCGAUAAUGCCUAUUGGCAACGUGCUAUUGCUGCUCGUCCAUCAUCAACUGUCAAGGCUUACUUGAUUGGUGGUUUGGCAUGGUUUGCCAUUCCUUUCACUCUUGCUACUACUAUGGGCAUUGCCGGUGUUGCUCUUGUUGCUGCUGGACAUAUGGAUCCAUUGACUGAUCUUCAGGUUGAUCAAGGUUUGGUCUUACCUUUAGCUGCUGCUUCUCUUUUGGGUUCACCUGGCGCUAUUGCUGUAUUGGUUUUGGUUUUCAUGGCUGUGACAUCUGCUGCUUCUGCUGAACUUAUUGCUGUAUCAUCUAUUUACACAUAUGAUAUAUAUAGAACAUAUAUCACAUCUCAUGCACCAGGAAAAAAAGUUAUCAACCAAUCUCAUUAUUCAGUUUGUGCUUUUGGUAUUAUCAUGGGUAUAUUGGCCACCAUCCUUAAUUUUAUUGGUAUAAGUUUAGGCUACCUUUAUUUACUUAUGGGUAUCCUUUGUUCCCCCGCCGUCAUUCCUGUCGCAUUUACGAUAACAUGGAAAAAACAAACCAAGAGUGCUGCUGUCGGCGCUUCAAUUAUUGGUCUUGUUUGUGGUGUCGUUUCUUGGUUGGCAACUGCACAAGGCUUAUUUGGUGAACUUACAAUUACCACAACUGGUCAUAAUUAUCCUAUGUUGGCAGGAAACCUUGUGUCAUUAGGAAUGUCAGGAUUAGUAGCAACAAUUUGGUCAUUAAUCUCACCAGACAAUUUUGAUUUCAACGUUACAAAAAAUCAACUUGAAAUUUUAACUGAUGACGAAGUAUCAACUAAUGCCACCUAUGAAGACCCAAUAGAGCAUGAUCCAGUAAGAUUAAGGAAAGCGUUCAUAUUUGCCAUUCAAAGCUCUGUAGUCCUCACAAUAGUUCUUGUCAUUAUAUGGCCAUUACCGAUGUACUUCUCUCGUUAUGUUUUUUCGGUUCCUUUCUUCACUUUCUGGGUUGCCAUCUCUAUGAUUUGGGCUAUAAUGAGCACUUUGGCUGUUGCUAUAUAUCCGCUUUAUGAAUCAAGAAAAAGUAUUGCAAGCGUAGUGGGUGGUAUGUUUGGUGAUAUUACUGGUAAAAGAAAACCAGUGACUGAAACCAAACGCACAGAAUCUGAACCUUCGACUAAUGAAAAAGAAACAAAUCAAUCAAUUGCUUAA
Molecule: messenger RNA, 1977 nt
Organism: Entrophospora candida
Lineage: Eukaryota; Fungi; Glomeromycota; Glomeromycetes; Entrophosporales; Entrophosporaceae
Source: the annotation of a GenBank genome assembly